Molecule: messenger RNA, 2690 nt
Organism: Brachypodium distachyon (stiff brome)
Lineage: Eukaryota; Viridiplantae; Streptophyta; Magnoliopsida; Poales; Poaceae
Product: gamma-tubulin complex component 4
Exons: 16
Coding region: 113-2350 (745 amino acids)
Biological process (GO): mitotic cell cycle; cytoplasmic microtubule organization; spindle assembly
Cellular component (GO): gamma-tubulin complex; centrosome; equatorial microtubule organizing center
Molecular function (GO): microtubule minus-end binding; gamma-tubulin binding
Source: RefSeq, a predicted model, not a curated record
CACCUGAAUUCCGGCGUGCCCGCCCUUUUCCCCAUUCCACUCCCGGUCGCUCUCUCCCUCUCUCUCUCCUCGCGAUCCGCCGAAACCCUAGGAAAACCCCAGGGAGGCCGGGAUGCUGCACGAGCUCCUCCUCGCCCUCCUCGGCUUCACCGGCGACUUCGUCCUCGACUCCUCCUCCUCCGCCCGCCGCCGCUCCUCGUCCGCCGAUGCCGUGGGCGCCGGCGACGGCGAUGUGGGCCCCGCCUUCCGCCUGGCCCCCGACCUCACAUUCCUCCAGCCGUCGGAGAGGAGUGCUAUUGAAAGGCUCAUUUCUCUGGGCUUCUAUUACAGAGAACUGAACCGUUUUGCGACAGAGUCUCGUGAUCUGAGCUGGAUUCAGCCUUCUGUAGAUGUUUCUUCACCUCAUGCUGAUGUAACUCUGAAGGGCAAAGUGAGAAAAGGGAGUUCAUACCGAAGGGCAAUUGCCAAUGGUAUUGCUGAGAUUUUGUCAGUUUAUAGAUCAGCUGUCCUGCAGGUUGAGCAAAACCUGUUGUCAGAUCCAUUGCCUAUCCUGGCAACAGUAACCCAUGGGCUAAAUAAGUUUGAGGUUCUUCUACCUCCACUUUAUGAGCUUGUUAUGGAGAUCGAGCAGAAGGACAUCAAGGGAGGACAGCUUCUUAACCUAUUGCAUAAACGAUGCCAUUGUGGGGUUCCAGAACUGCAAAGUUGUAUUCAGAGGCUCCUUUGGCAUGGACACCAGGUCAUGUUUAACCAACUGACUUCUUGGAUGGUUUAUGGUAUUCUUCAAGAUCAGUAUCACGAAUUUUUCAUUAGAAGACAGGUUGACAGGGAUGUGGAGAAUGAAUCAUCUCAGACAGAUGUUGCUGAUAAGGUUGCACAGAAAUUAGCAAAAGAUACAUCCCUGACUAGUUGGCACUCUGGAUUUCAUUUAUCGUUGGACAUGCUGCCUGAGUAUAUCCACAUGCGAGUUGCAGAAUCAAUUCUCUUUGCUGGCAAAGCAAUAAGGGUUCUUAGAAAUCCUAGUCCUGGUGCUACAUUGCAGGACCCCAGUGUCUUGAAAGGAUCUCAUAGAACCCAAAGUUCUACAGGGGGUUCUGGUGCUCCGAAAGAGCUGCCAAACUUCUCUACCAUUAGUGCAGAAGAAUUGUUGCCACAGGCUGAAGCAGAUAAAGUUGAUGCCAUGCUCAAGAACCUAAAGCAUUCUUCUGAGUUCCAUAAAAGGUUGUUUGAGUCUGCUGUUAGCUCAAUACGCACAAUUGCAGCAAAUCAUCUUUGGCAGCUAGUGGUUGUACGUGCUGAUCUCAACGGUCACUUGAGGGCACUUAAAGAUUAUUUUCUUUUAGCAAAAGGUGAUUUUUUCCAGUGUUUCCUUGAGGAAAGCCGCCAAUUAAUGCGCUUACCACCUCGUCAGUCUACAGCGGAAGCUGAUCUCAUUGUUCCAUUUCAGCUGGCUGCGCUGAAGACAAUAGGCGAUGAAGACAAAUACUUCCACAGGGUCUCCCUAAGGAUGCCGCUGUUUGGCAUGAAAUCCAGUACCUCACAGAAAGAUCUUCAGAAGCCCAAUACUUCAGAGCUUUCCUCUCAAGGAAAGGCUAGCUCAGAAUUGGCACUUGACGGGUGGCAUAGUAUUACUCUGGAAUAUUCUGUCGAUUGGCCACUACAGCUCUUCUUUACUCCUGAUGUUCUUUCUAAGUAUCGCAAAGUUUUUCAGUAUCUUAUCCGAUUGAAGAGGACGCAAAUGGAGCUGGAGAAAUCCUGGACAGCUGUAAUGCAUCAAGAUCAUGUUGAUUUUUCUGAUUAUUGCAAGGAUCGGAAAAAUUCCUCUGCAACACAACUGCGUCGUCUACGCACUAAACCUUUCUGGCGAGUACGGGAGCAUAUGGCAUUCUUGAUCAGAAACCUGCAGUUCUACAUACAGGUUGAUGUAAUUGAGUCACAGUGGAAUGUUUUACAAGCUCACGUGCAAGAUUCACAUGAUUUUACUGAACUGGUGACCUUUCAUCAAGACUAUUUGUCAGCAUUGAUUUCACAAUCCUUCUUGGAUAUAGGAUCAGUGUCUAGAAUACUGGACAGCAUAAUGAAGCUCUGCUUGCAGUUCUGCUGGAGUAUCGAGCAAUAUGAAACAGGCUCAAACAUGUUUGAGAUUGAUCACAUAACUGAGGAGUUCAACAAGAAAUCAAAUUCGCUGUACACUAUCCUAAGGAGUAGUCGCCUUGCAGGAAGUCAGAGAGCACCUUUCCUGAGGCAGUUUCUGAUGAGGCUGAACUUCAACUCUUUUUUCGAGACCACAGCGAGGGGAGUAAUGAAUUCAGGCAGGCUGCGGCCAAGCACUGCGAGUACCCAGUUGUAAAGCCUCUAACCAUCUGUUCUCGCCAUUUGAGAAUUACACGAAGAUGAUGAUGCUACCAACUGCAAUGGGCGACGCCGCCACACAGAGAAGGGAAGGAAGAGUCUGUAGCACCCUGUAAAUUAUCCGUAGCGUGUGAAUUGUUUACCCUGGUAAGUAAACACCAGGCGAUGUUGGCUCCUGCUGAUGUUCAUUGCUGGUUUUUUGUUUUGUUUUGCGAUCAUGAUCGCUCCUUGGUGUGGCUAACGGAAGGAGUGUGAUUGGCUAACUGCUUUGGGCAUAUUAUGCAGAAACUCAUUUUGAUGUGUAUUGCGUGUUUGUUCAAUCGCACUUGUUGCCAUGU